This is a messenger RNA of Cladophialophora carrionii CBS 160.54, 852 nucleotides long. RefSeq lists its product as uncharacterized. The record is from RefSeq and is a predicted model, not a curated record. Lineage: Eukaryota; Fungi; Ascomycota; Eurotiomycetes; Chaetothyriales; Herpotrichiellaceae. The transcript has a single exon. The coding region runs from base 1 to 852 and encodes 283 amino acids.
AUGCCCCCAACGACCGCCGUGGGCGAUCCUUUCCGGCCGCUGUCGUACAUAUCGCAAUCAUCGGCCUUUACGUCGGACCCGGGCUCCUACCAGCAGCACGGCCCGCCACCCAGGUCGAAUCCGGACGACCAGAACGUGGCGCUUCGACGACAAAGCCAGGACAGCUUCAUCCUCCAGACUGGAUCGCCGACCAGUCAAGGCUACGCAGAAUUUGACUUGGAGACGCAAAAUCGCCGGGCGUCUGAACUCGGCAGGACGGCGACUCGCUACCACACCCGAAGGCGCCCAUUUAAUCAGGACGAGUUUGACGGUCCUUCCCAACUGCUACCACUGCCCGUGCCUCAGCAAGAACACGCGCGGUCCCAGGCUCUGCCGUCACUCCCCGUCCACCUCGAACUCGACGAGCAAGACGAGAUCAUUCUACACGUGAACGACAUAUUGUCGCGAUGUGCCUUCCAUUUCGUGGCGAAGUAUCAGUUUCCAAUUCCGCUGGAGCGAGAUAAGCCCCGGGUUCGAACACCGGCCGACCGGGAGUGGACCGAGUGGGCUUAUCUGCUGAAAAGGCUGGCGACCAAGCGGAGGAUCCCAGCGCGCGUGCUCUACGACAACCAGAUCAAACAGUUUGUGACGACGCUGGAAAAUUCCAUUGCGGUCAGGCAGAACAACCGAGAUCAACAGCCCAGGACCCCCAAGGACGACCGAUAUAUGUUACAACUUGUCAGUGCAGCCACGCAGGUUGCGAGAAUUCUGAUGGACUCGUUAUCAAUGGAACAGCUCGACGCUCUAUAUAGGCAGACGGAGAGCGUCAUCCUCGAAAGAAGAGCCAGGCUUAGAGGAUUGGGAUUUCAAUGA